This is a messenger RNA of Priapulus caudatus, 1449 nucleotides long. RefSeq names its product signal recognition particle receptor subunit alpha-like. Gene Ontology annotation, biological process: SRP-dependent cotranslational protein targeting to membrane. Gene Ontology annotation, cellular component: signal recognition particle receptor complex; endoplasmic reticulum membrane. The record is from RefSeq and is a predicted model, not a curated record. Gene Ontology annotation, molecular function: GTPase activity; signal recognition particle binding; GTP binding. Lineage: Eukaryota; Metazoa; Priapulida; Priapulimorpha; Priapulimorphida; Priapulidae.
GAGAGAACAGGGUCAAACACCUUCGGCUAUGAUGGACUUACUCUGCAGUACAAGCUUGACAAUGAGUUUGAACUGGUAUUCGUGGUUGCUUAUCAGAAGAUAUUGCAAUUAUCCUACAUAGACAAGUUUCUUGACUGCAUACAUCUGGAGUUUAGAGACAAGUACAAGGAUGACUUGCUGGAGGGAAACACGAUAGGAAACUUUUCCUUUGCUGAUGAAUUUACGAGGGUGCUGCGGAGUGUUGAGGAGAUGAGCAAGCGUAAGGCAAAAGCCCCAAAGAAGAUGAAGACUUACGAGCAAUCCGUAAAAUCACAGAAAACAGUUGCUUCCAUGAUAGAGAGAAAGGAUGAUGUAAAAUCAGCACCGAAACCCACAAAAGAAGUGUCAAAGAAGCCUGUUGCCAUGGCCGCCGCCCCGCUCGCAGCUAACGGUGGCUCGCCUCCGUCGGAGCAGGAUCAGAUCCUCAUCAACCGGAUGAAGUUCUUCGAGAAGCAGCAACCGAGACCAAAACCCAAGGAGAAGGCUCUCAGCGACAAGAAAAGCCCGAAGGCCAACGCGGUCGAGACUAAGAAGUCAAAGCAAGCGAGGCAGUGGGAGCACGGAGGAACGAACAAAGACAUACACGUGCUCGACUUCAGUAACAAAGAACAGCAACAGAACGGCACUGAGAACAACCUGGAGAACAUCACCGCAGAGAGGGUGAGACUUGUGGGAAAGAUGAAAGGUGAGAUCAAAGGCAUGGAGGUAGAGUCGGAUGAGGAGGAGGAGGAGGAGGAGGUGCAGGAGGAGGAGGUUGUGAAGGAAGUGACUGUGAAGGGUUCCCCCAGCAAGGGCGCAUCAACAGCAAAGGGUCAGCCGGCAGCAGGAUUCGGAAUGUUUAAUGUUUUCAAGAGUCUUGUUGGAUCGAAGGUGAUCAGUGAUGAGGACAUGAGGCCCGUGCUUGACCGCAUGAGAGACCAUCUGAUCGGUAAAAACGUGGCCAUAGACAUAGCAGACCAGCUGUGCCAGUCUGUAGGAAAGAAGUUGGAAGGCAAAGUACUCGGCACGUUUAGUGGCGUGGCGUCGACUGUGCGCGCGAGUCUCACGGAGGCGUGCAUGCAGAUCCUGCUUCCUCAGCGUCGUGUCGACAUCCUGCGUGACGUCAUGGAAGCCCAGCGCACGCGACGACCGUACACCGUCACCUUCUGCGGCGUCAACGGCGUCGGCAAGUCGACAAACCUCGCCAAGGUGACGUUCUGGCUCGUAGAGAAUGGCUUCCGUGUGCUGAUCGCUGCGUGCGACACGUUCCGCGCGGGAGCGGUCGAGCAGCUGCGCACGCACACACGCCACCUCAACGCCCUGCAUCCGCCCGACACGCACGCUGGCGUGCAGAUGGUGCAGCUCUACGAGAAGGGCUACGGCAAGGAUGCGGCCGGCAUCGCGAUGGAAGCCAUCAACUACGACCGUUGA